This is a messenger RNA of Dromiciops gliroides (monito del monte), 1968 nucleotides long. It is a transcript of the gene STAMBPL1, whose product is annotated as STAM binding protein like 1. Gene Ontology annotation, biological process: protein K63-linked deubiquitination. NCBI's taxonomy places the organism in Eukaryota, Metazoa, Chordata, Mammalia, Microbiotheria, Microbiotheriidae. The record is from RefSeq and is a predicted model, not a curated record. Gene Ontology annotation, cellular component: endosome; membrane. Bases 426 to 1721 code for a protein of 431 amino acids. Gene Ontology annotation, molecular function: K63-linked deubiquitinase activity; protein binding; metal-dependent deubiquitinase activity. The transcript has 11 exons.
GAAUCCUGGCAGAGAGGGUGUUUCAGGCCCGGCUCUGCCGCAGGUAACCCGCCCAGCCGCUGCCCAGGGGCGCCCAGGAGGGAAACGGGACUCACAGAAGCCUCGGGAGGAGGAGCGGGAGGCGGGCGCUGCCCCAGACACACGAUCGCGAUCGGGGAGAGCCAGGGAGGAAGGAGCAGCAACCCCUGGGGAGCUGGCGGGCUGGGAAGGGGAGCCGGCAGUGCGCAAGUAGGGCGGGCUGGUGGACGGCUAGGCGUCCAGGCUCUUCCUCUGCUCUGCUUACUCGCGGUGUACCUCCGAUGCCCGGCCGGCCGGCAUAGGACUGGCCCACUGACCCCGACGAGGGAUCCUGCGCAUCCCGGGCUGCUGAUGCAGGGAUUGAAAAGACACGCUGAACAUCUUUGUUUGCAGACGGACAGACCACCAUGGACCAGCCUCUGACUGUGAGUUCUCUGAAAAAGUUAGCUGCCGGGCCGGACCACACAGACGUGUCCCUUAGUCCUGAGGAACGUGUCCGAGCCUUGAGCAAACUGGGAUGCAACGUCACCAUCAACGAAGACAUCACUCCCCGCCGCUAUUUCCGGUCCGGGGUGGAGAUGGAGCGAAUGGCAUCCGUGUACCUGGAGGAAGGAAACUUGGAGAAUGCCUUUGUCCUCUACAAUAAAUUUAUAACACUGUUUGUAGAGAAGCUGCCCAGUCACCGAGACUAUCAGCAGUGCGCAAUCCCAGAAAAACAGGACAUCAUGAAGAAACUCAAGGAGAUUGCCUUCCCAAGGACAGAUGAAUUGAAAAAGGAUCUUUUAAAGAAAUAUAACGUAGAAUACCAGGAAUGCUUGCGAAGCAAAAACAAGCACAAAGCGGACGCGCUCCGGAGACUGGAGCGGCAGCGCCUGAUCGAGGCGGAGAAGCAGCGGAUCGCGCAGAUGCGGCGGCAGCAGCUGGAGACCGAGCAGUUCCACUUCUUCGAAGACCAGCUCAGGAAGCAGGAGCUGGCCAGAGGCCAGCUUCGAAGCCAGGAGGCGCCCGCGCUGUCCGAGCAGAUUGACGGCAACGCCCUGCCUUGCCUCGACCCCUCCCUCCGUGUCUUUUCCGAUCGAGCGCCUAAAAGCGACGUGCCGGCCUUCACUGGCCAGUCGCCCCCCGUGAACAGAGCGCUGAAGCCGGCCGCCACUCUGAGCGCCGUCCAGAACCUGGUGGUGGAGGGCCUUCGAUGUGUCCUGCUGCCCAGGGACCUUUGCCACCAAUUCCUGCUACUAGCGGAGUCAAAUACAGUGAGGGGGAUAGAAACCUGUGGAAUUCUCUGUGGAAAACUGACACACAAUGAGUUUACAAUCACCCACGUCAUCGUGCCAAAGCAGUCAGCCGGCCCAGACUACUGUGAUGUGGCUAAUGUGGAGGAGCUGUUCAGCGUUCAGGACCAGCAUAGCCUUCUCACCCUGGGAUGGAUCCAUACGCACCCGACGCAGACGGCGUUCUUGUCCAGCGUCGACCUCCACACCCACUGCUCCUACCAGCUCAUGUUGCCCGAAGCCGUCGCCAUCGUCUGCUCGCCCAAACAUAAGGAUACGGGCGUCUUCAGACUCACCAGUGCUGGGAUGCUGGAGGUCUCUGCUUGUAAAAAGAAGGGCUUUCAUCCCCACACCAAGGAUCCCAGGCUAUUCAGUACAUGCAAGCAUGUGGUGGACCAAGACAUAAGCGUCACAGUGCUGGACCUGAGGUGAUGAGGCCCAAAGACAGACAGAUACCCUGGCCCUGUGGACAUGCGGCUGUCAGAUUUUCUUAAGACGUUUUCAGAACUGAUGUUUUAUAUUUAUACAUUUUAGAUCAGAUGGUUUGAUAUUUAUUGUUUUCACCUAUUUUGCUGUUUUCUUUUGGGAAUGUUCCAACUCGAGACAGACAGAGCUCAUGGUGACGGUAAACUGGAAUCUCCUCGUGUACCAAAAAUAAUAAAUCGAGUUGCAAACAGCA